Molecule: messenger RNA, 1500 nt
Organism: Mercurialis annua (annual mercury)
Lineage: Eukaryota; Viridiplantae; Streptophyta; Magnoliopsida; Malpighiales; Euphorbiaceae
Exons: 3
Coding region: 1-1500 (499 amino acids)
Biological process (GO): DNA integration
Molecular function (GO): RNA-DNA hybrid ribonuclease activity; nucleic acid binding
Source: RefSeq, a predicted model, not a curated record
AUGGAAUACUCAGCCAGGCUCAAAUUUCCAGCCUAUAACAACGUCGCAGAAUAUGAGGCACUAUUGGCAGGAUUACAAUUAUGUGAAGAACUCAACAUAUCAGAAGCACAGAUAUACAGCGACUCACAGCUGGUUGUGAACCAGGUAUCGGGGAGCUUUGAAGUAAAAGAAACCACACUGAAGAAGUACGCCAAGCAAGCCAAAGCCUUCUUCUUCAACAAUGGGCGAUCAUGGUCGCUACAGCAAAUACCCAGAGCAAUGAAUGGAAGAGCAGAUGAAUUGGCAAAGUGGGCCGCAACAAAAAAUUGCGAAUCAAUGAAGAACAUCCCUCACGAAAUCAAGCGACAACCCAGCUUUCAAGAGGGAUUUGAAGAGGGAGAAGUACUAAUGGUAGAUGGAGAGGAAACCUGGAUGACUCCCAUCACGGCGUAUUUGGCUAAUGGAGUACUUCCCGAAGACAGAAAAGAUGCCAGGAAAAUAGUGAUAUUAUCGUCCAAGUUCGGCAUGUACAAUGGUCAGCUGUACAAACGGUCAUUCACUCAUCCAUGGCUAAAGUGUGUUAACAAAGAAGAAGGAGAUUCCAUCCUAAAGGAGCUACAUGAGAGGACCUACGGAGCACAUGAUGGGGCAUCGACUCUGAUCAGAAAAGCCCUACUACAGGGUUACUAUUGGCCCACAAUGAAGGAACAAGGGAUAACACUAGUGAAAGGAUGUUGGCCAUGUCAACAACACGCUUUGGUGCCAAGAAAGCAAGCAUCAGAAAUGAAGCCAAUAGGCAGUGCGUGGCCCUUCGCCCAGUUCGGAAUACCAAAGGUGUUUAUAACGGACAACGGAAAGCAGUUUGAUUCAGCAAAAUUUAGAAAGUUCUGUGCAGAAUAUCAUAUCGACUUAAGAUUCACUUUGGUCUACUAUCCACAAUCAAAUGGACAAACCGAAGUGGCCAACAGAAUCUUACUGGCAGGACUAAAGAAAAGACUGGAUGAAUACCAAGGAAGAUGGAGAAUCUACAGGCGAAACUGCGUUCGCCCUAGCCUAACAGAGGCUGUAAUCCCAGUGGAGAUUGGCGCACCUACACCAAGAAUCGAAGACAGUCAGCUAAAUUUAGAAGAAAACGAAGCAGAACUAAGGAACAACCUGGAUCUCUUAGUUGAAAAUAUCAAUAAGUCAGAUAUCAGGAUGGAGGCCUACAGACACAAAAUGGCUAAACAUUUCGACAGCCAUGUGAAGAAAAGAAUAUUAAAGCUAGGCGAUUUAGUCAUGAGAAAGACCGAAGUCAAGAAGGGAGAAGCAGGGAGCGGAAAACUACGACCUAAUUGGGAAGGACCUUACACCGUCAACAAGAUCAUCAAAGAAGGGACAUUCAAACUCACCAACUCCUUCGGAAGAACUAUCCCCCCGUACUUUGAACGUAAACAACCUAAGAAAGAUUUAGAAAUUUACUCUAAAACAGUUUGUCAGCCGAUGUAUUUUCUAUUAUUUCCUAGAGUACAUUUUCUCUAG